This is a messenger RNA of Ipomoea nil (Japanese morning glory), 2737 nucleotides long. Its product is annotated as pentatricopeptide repeat-containing protein At3g12770. Gene Ontology annotation, biological process: RNA modification. Gene Ontology annotation, molecular function: RNA binding; protein binding. The transcript is spliced from 2 exons. Lineage: Eukaryota; Viridiplantae; Streptophyta; Magnoliopsida; Solanales; Convolvulaceae. The record is from RefSeq and is a predicted model, not a curated record. Bases 72 to 1949 code for a protein of 625 amino acids.
AUAAAAAGAUCAUAAAUGACCAAAUUUUCAUCAUAUCAUUGUUCAUAUCAAUACAUAAGAAAACAACAUAAAUGGCUCUGAAUCUCUCUUUCAGACGGUCGCUCCCAACUCUUCACAUCCUUCCAUUUUCCUUUCUCCACUCUACAAUCCCUUUCGAAUUUUCUGCCUCAUUUAUUAAUUUGCGCAUUUCGUUCUCUUCUUUGGGGUGCAAUUCAGAUACAUUAUACCAUUACUACAGCUUCACUGGUCCCGAGUCCUACUACACUUCGUUUCUUGAAAACUCGAAGCACAAGUGUCAUCUAAACCAAAUCCACGCCCAGUUAUACGUAGCCGGACUACAUAACAAUGGCUUCAUAUUCACUAAAUUCAUCCAUGUGUGUUCAAAUCUCGGCGAAAUCGGCUAUGCCCGCCAGCUGUUCGAUGCAUUUCCCGAACCAUAUGUGUUUUUGUGGAAUGCAAUUAUCAGAGGGUAUGCAAGACAUGAUCUUUACAGCGAGGCCGUUGAAACGUAUAGAAAAAUGCAACACGUAUUUGAGAGGCCCGACUGCUUUACAUUACCUUACAUUCUAAAGGCUUGCGGUGACUUACCGGCUUUUCAGGUCGGUCGCGCUGUUCAUGGACAGGUUUACAGACUAGGGUUUGAGUCUGAUGUUUUUGUGCAAAACAGUGUUGUUGCAUUUUACACCAAAUGUGGAAAGGUCGUUCGUGCCCGUGUUUUGUUUGACCGGAUGCAUGAUAGAAAUAUUGUUUCAUGGACUUCAGUUAUUUCAGGGUAUGCUCAGAAUGGACAGCCUUAUGAUGCUCUGAAAAUUUUCAGUGAAAUGAGAGGAUUGAACGUGGAACCUGACUGGGUUGUACUUGUUAAUGUUCUGAGGGCUUAUGCUGAUGUAGAGGACUUGGAAGGAGGUAAAUGUGUUCAUUCUCUGGUGAUUAAAAUGGGACUUGAGUUUGAGCAGGACUUGCGGGUAGCCCUUACAGCGAUGUAUUCUAAAUGUGGCCAAGUGAUGGUUGCAAAUUCUUUGUUCAGUGAAUUAGAGGACCGGGAUGUGAUUCUUUGGAAUGCCAUGAUAUCUGGGUUUGCAAAACAAGGUCAUGCUAAUGAUGCUGUUGAGCUUUUCCAUCAGAUGAUAGCAAAGAAUAUUAAACCUGAUUCUGUGACUAUACAGUCUACAAUUCUGGCUUGUGCAGAAGUACGAUCACUGGAUCUAGCAAGAUGGGUGGAUGAUUAUGUCAUUAGUAGCAAAUACCAAAAUGAUGUUGUUGUUAAUACAGCUCUUAUUAACAUGUAUGCAAAAUGUGGAUGUGUAGAUUUGGCAUGCAAAGUAUUUGAUCGGACAGCAAAUAAAGAUGUUGUUCUAUGGAGUGCUAUGAUAGUAGCUUAUGGUUCACAUGGUCAGGGCAGAGAAGCUAUUGAUCUUUUCUAUGCAAUGAAACAGGCAAAGGUGUCCCCAAAUGGUGUCACUUUCCUUGGGCUCCUUAUGGCAUGCAAUCAUUCAGGACUUGUGCAAGAGGCAUGGGAAUUUCUCCACAGUAUGAGAGAUUAUGGAAUUGAACCUUGCCACCAACAUUAUGCUUGUGUUGUUGACCUGUUGGGGCGUGCUGGAUAUUUAGAGAUGGCCCGUGACUUUAUCAUGAGAAUGCCAAUUGAACCAUCUAUUUCAGUUUGGGGAGCACUAUUGAGCGCAUGUAAGAUCCAUCGACAUGUGACACUGGGUGAAUUUGCUGCAAAAAGACUUUUUGCUUUAGAUCCACUUAACCGAGGUCAUUAUGUGCAGUUGUCAAAUCUUUAUGCCUCGGUGCAUAUGUGGGAUGGAGUUGGUAAGGUAAGAAUGUUGAUGAAGGAGAAGGGAUUGAUUAAGGACCAGGGAUGUAGUAUGAUUGAAAUCAAUGGCAAGCUAAAUGCUUUCUGUAUGGGAGAUAAAUCCCAUCCAAAAUCAAUGGAGAUAUAAAAAGGGCUUGAGAGUUUAGAGAGAACUUUAUUUAUCCCAGAUAAGGAAUCUGCUUUGCAUGAUUUAGAUGAGGAAGGCAAAGACAUGGCUCUCUGCAACCAUAAUUAGAGACAGCAAUUUCUUAUGGGGCUUAUCAAUACUCCAGGGGCUAUGCUUAGGAUGAGAAGAAACCUAAGGGCAUGUGUGAACUGCCAUUCAGCAACCAAACUAUGGACUCCACCUCCUUGCCUAGAUAUGAUUGUGAAUAGAAGUAGAAAAGAAGAAAAAGCAAAGAGACUUUUGUAGCAAACAAAAGAAGAAUACGCCAGGAGAGUCAGCAUGGCUAUGGUGAUGAUGAUGGUGUUGAAGGUGAAGUAGAUUUUGUACAGGAAGAUCUGAAAGUGCCUUUUCACUGUCGUAAUUGCUCUGGUAUGUCAAUUCUAAUUCUGGAGAUGUAAUAUGUAGUACAUACACAAAUCUCAAUACACUAACAUUAAUACAAGUAGCUCGAAUACAAAUUAUUUAGCAAAAGAUUACAAAUGAUAGCAGAAUGUGAAUUAUACAUUAACAGAUAAUAUUUUUCACACUGCUAAUUAUUAACCUAGUGGAAAGAAAACCACAUCCUUUGCAAGAAUGAUAUUAAUAAAAGACAUGAUAAGCACUUGACUAGCCAGGCACCUGCUAAUUAUUCAGAGCUGGAAUCCUGAACACUAAUAGGUAGUUCCUUCCAUUUUACUUGGUGCUUCAUGGUGUUUUUCUUCCUCUCAUGAUUCUUUCUCACCAUCAUCAUCUUGCCUUGGGUUUUUCCC